Molecule: messenger RNA, 945 nt
Organism: Rotaria sp. Silwood2
Lineage: Eukaryota; Metazoa; Rotifera; Eurotatoria; Philodinida; Philodinidae
Source: the annotation of a GenBank genome assembly
AUGACUAAACUGACAAUUCAUAAUACGAAAAUUGAAGAAAAAGUUGCACAACAAUUCGCUAAUGCUUUGAGCAAAAAGACGAGAAUCAGCAAACUCUCGCUUAAAUCAAAUCGUAUAAGUGAUGAAGGUGCAAAAUAUUUAGCUGAUGUUCUACAAAAUAAUACAACAUUACAGAGACUUGAUCUAGGUGAAAACUUUAUUGGACCAUUAGGAGCUGAAUAUCUUGCUGAUGCUUUGCGUGAAAAUACAAAUCUCAUGAAUGUAGAUUUAACGGGAAAUGGUCAAGGAGAUUGGGCAGUAAUAGGAGUCGCUAUUGAGAUACGAAACAAUAAAAAUCUUACUGUGAUUAAUCUUCGAUGCAGUAGACUUGGUGAUGAAGGAACUGAGAUUUUAUGCCAAGCAUUGCAAAUGAAUUGCUCUAUUGUCACUCUUGAUCUUCGAUCAAAUGAUAUUAGCGAGAACGGAGCAAAACUUCUUGCUAAAGUAUUACAUGGCAAUAGGACAUUGACAACAGUGUUAUUAGGUAAUAAUAGAAUAGGUGAUAAUGGAACAAAAUAUCUUGCCGAUGCAUUACACAAUGGCACAGCACUAAUUAAACUUGAUCUUAGUUCAAAUGUUAUUGGGAAUGAAGGAAUGCAAAUGUUAGCAAAUGCAUCAAAAAGAACUAUAAGACUGCAAACACUUGAUCUUGGUAUCAAUAACAUUGGAGAUGAAGGAGCAAAAUGUUUGGCAGAUAUAUUGAAGAAUCAAAUGAAACUCAAAGUAUUGGAUCUUCGGUCAAAUCGAAUUACUGAUAGAGGAGCAAAAUUUCUAGCAAUUGCAUUAAAUCAAAGCGAAACUCUUAGACGAAUUUCAUUAUGGCAAAAUGAAAUCACAGACAAUGGUGCACAACUUUUGAUGAACGAAUUACGUCGUAAUCAUGUAUGGACAUUAUUCUCUUAUUAA